Messenger RNA from Gamsiella multidivaricata, 382 nucleotides. RefSeq lists its product as uncharacterized. The record is from RefSeq and is a predicted model, not a curated record. Lineage: Eukaryota; Fungi; Mortierellomycota; Mortierellomycetes; Mortierellales; Mortierellaceae. Bases 111 to 302 code for a protein of 63 amino acids. Gene Ontology annotation, biological process: mitochondrial electron transport, cytochrome c to oxygen. The transcript is spliced from 3 exons.
CGGGGGAUAAAACACGUACAUUGGAGUGUGUACGUGCGUUUCCUUUUUCCCUCUCAUCUCACAUCGCACUCUCUUCAUCAAUCGCCGCUCACUUCAUCAAAGCAGCAAGCAUGUCGCUCAUCAAUCGCCCCAACCCCGUCCCUCACCUUCAGCGUCUCUACCAGACCAAUACCCAUGUCCCAAUUUACCUCAAGAAGGGCGGAGACAAGUUCGUGAUGACCGCCUUUGUCGGAUUGAUGGCUGUUGGUCUUACUGGAAGCUUGUACGGAGCCACAAAAAUGGCUAGAGGAGUCAAGAACUAGAAACACUCCUCCAAUUGAAGAACACAAAUAAAUGGACAAUGUCUUUACUCGCGCAUGUCCUAAAACAAUUGACAACGGGA